AAGAAGAGAGAGAAAAAGGUAAUGCAGUCUGCCCUUUCUUGUUGCUGGAGCCGACAUGAUUAUUUCGACUAUUACUCCAAACAACCCGAGGGCACUACCAAAGAUUGCAAGCACAAGAAUCUUCACAAAAAAGUGAUGAGUUCUGGGCAUCAGAUAAUGCACAGCUGCUGCCAAUAAUUCCUACACACAGCCCGCAGACGAGGUUUGCGAAACCCACAAUAAUCCCUUCAAACUGCCAAAAGGAAAAUAGAGAGAGAGAGUGGGUUGAGAGGACACGGUUAUAGGGCUCCACGGUGAGGGAUAAACAGUGAAACCGAGCUGUGAUUUCUUGCCAUAGUCAACAGAAAGACGUUCCAAAAGAAGCGAUCCAAGACGAGAACCAGUACCACCACCAACAGCGUGGAAAACAAGGAAACCGUGAAGGCCAGUGCAGUUGUCAGCAAGUUUCAUGAUGCGAUCCAAGCAGAGGGCCGGGGAGGUGUAUGCCGGAGUUCCGCAGGCGGUUUGGAGCACUUGCGGUGGAGCUGGUUUUCCGGCGAGACGGAAGGAAAGCGGGAGGACGGUGCUGCGGUGGUGUCGCCGAAGCUACGGAGGAGGAGACUUUGGUGACUCGAUGCCGAGAGAGAGAGAGAAGAGAGAGAGAGAGGAAUGAAAUGUGUGAUUCUAGUAGAAUCCAAGAUUGGGAUCCACGAGCGAUGCUAAACAACCUCUCAUUCGUCGAACAAAAGAUCCAUCAACUCCAGGAUUUGGUGCAUCUGGUUGUUAGCCGGAGAGGCCAAGUUGUGACUCGCUCUGAUGAACUUGUGUCUCAGCAACAACAGCUUAUCACUGCUGAUCUCGCUUCGAUUAUUGUUCAACUAAUUUCCAUUGCAGGUAGUCUUCUCCCAUCUGUGAAGCAAACCCGCUACACAAAUCCUUCGAUCACCCAGUUUGGGCAGCUUGGUGGAGUCAUAUUUCCUUCUGGGCCAAAUUUAAACGGCAGUGCUGUGCAACAAAAUAUUGGUGGAAGAAAAGUUUCUGAUCAGUCCAACCAUGUUGAUCUAGCUGGUAGUUGCAAGAUUGAACAAAACUAUUUCUGUAUGAUAUGUGGAAAGGGAUUCAAGAGAGAUGCUAAUUUAAGGAUGCACAUGAGAGGUCACGGGGAUGAGUACAAAACUCCAGCAGCAAGAAAUGUGGCAGCGGAGUGAAGGUAUGUGUAGAGGUCCGGCGGGCAGCCAAGGCGAGGCUGCCGCCCGCCGGUGAAGCAGAAUGACUAGGUUGUUAACCUUGCUCUGAUACCAUGUUAAAAUUCAAU
This is a messenger RNA of Camellia sinensis, 1294 nucleotides long. The record is from RefSeq and is a predicted model, not a curated record. Lineage: Eukaryota; Viridiplantae; Streptophyta; Magnoliopsida; Ericales; Theaceae.